GUUUUCGAACUAGAGGCAGGCAAAUGAACUCGUAGCUUGUUUUCUCGCCGAUAGCUCGGUCAGCAGUUCGAAUCUCACAUUCUCAUGUUACUUGACAAGAAAAGACAAGAGUCAGAAUCUCUCACUCAUAUUAAUUAAACGAAAAGACAAUGGAAUUAACAAGUGAAUUUGUUAUUGUGAAUGCCCGCCUUUGCGCGCAGAAAAUUAUGGCGAUUUUGGACGACAAGUUUCUUGCCAUCACUGCAAUCGUUACUGUUGCAUAUCAAUUGGUGUUCUUCAUAAUAACUGCUGCCUUCAGAUUCGACAAGUUAACAGACUUUGCAGGAGGCACAAACUUUGUGGUACUGGCUUUGUUGACAGCAAUCUUGAAAGGAACUUGGCACUUUAGACAGGUUAUAUUGACUCUAAUGGUACUAAUAUGGGGGCUUCGUCUAGCAUUGUUUCUGCUUUUACGUAUAUUGCAAUGGGGUGAGGAUCGACGAUUGGAUAAGAUGCGCAAUGAUUUGAAGAAGUUAGCUAUAUUCUGGAGCUUGCAGGCUAUAUGGGUUUGGACUGUAAGCUUGCCAGUCACAUUGGCCAAUGCAAGCAAUAAAAACCCCAGCAUCCAGGCCCAGGAUAUCAUAGGGUGGAUGAUGUAUCUUGCUGGUUUACUAAUAGAGGCAAUAUCAGAUCAGCAGAAACUCCAAUUCAGACAGGACUCAACAAAUAAGGGAAGGUGGUGCAAUAUAGGCUUGUGGAAGUGGUCUCGCCAUCCAAAUUACUUUGGCGAGAUAUUAUUAUGGUGGGGAGUAUUUGUAGCUUCAUUGGCUGUACUUGGAAGCUCGAAGUGGAUAGCAAUUAUUGGACCAAUCUUCAUCACACUUCUGCUACUCUUUCUGAGUGGCAUACCAUUGCUUGAGUAUUCAGCAGAUAAGAAAUUUGGUGGCUUUGCUGAGUACCGAGAAUACAAAAGGACAACCAGUCCAUUACUUCUCCUUCCGCCAGCAGUUUAUGCAAGACUGCCAACACUGUUCAAACAAGUUUUUCUUUUUGAGUUUCCCAUAUACAGCCGAAAGCUGUCUGCUGAGACGACAUCUCAUUAAAAAAAAAAGCUCUAUGUGCUCUGUGCUUGUGGCUGGUACCAUUCUUUAUUGCAGAAGAAAUCACUUUGUCUUUGCAAUUAUCUUCAUGGGCGAGCUGCAUAAAAUUAUUUGGUGAUGUUCAAGAUCCUCAAUAUUUGUGUCAUUUAUUUGGUGGCAGAAAAUCUGUACGGUUAUUCUUUUAAUGGGAUUAAUUCUCAUGCAAACAUUAAACUUAAAACAUAAGAAAAUUACAUUGUAUAUAGGUAUAAAAUGGGAAUGCGAUGAUUGCUUCAUUUUGAAUUA
Cryptomeria japonica (Japanese cedar) is the source of this 1364-nucleotide messenger RNA. RefSeq lists its product as uncharacterized. NCBI's taxonomy places the organism in Eukaryota, Viridiplantae, Streptophyta, Pinopsida, Cupressales, Cupressaceae. Gene Ontology annotation, cellular component: membrane. Gene Ontology annotation, molecular function: oxidoreductase activity, acting on the CH-CH group of donors. The record is from RefSeq and is a predicted model, not a curated record. The transcript is spliced from 9 exons. Bases 150 to 1082 code for a protein of 310 amino acids. Gene Ontology annotation, biological process: lipid metabolic process.